Messenger RNA from Triplophysa dalaica, 2344 nucleotides. It is a transcript of the gene gpc5a, whose product is annotated as glypican 5a. Lineage: Eukaryota; Metazoa; Chordata; Actinopteri; Cypriniformes; Nemacheilidae. Gene Ontology annotation, biological process: positive regulation of canonical Wnt signaling pathway; regulation of protein localization to membrane; cell migration. Bases 75 to 1760 code for a protein of 561 amino acids. The record is from RefSeq and is a predicted model, not a curated record. Gene Ontology annotation, cellular component: cell surface; extracellular region; plasma membrane. The transcript is spliced from 8 exons.
UCAACAGUGCCCAUGUAACAUCCACUACGUGCUGACUGUACUGUUCGGCGUCCUCGGGUUCCGCUCAGCUGAAGAUGGAAUUACGCGGAGUUUUGAUUUGCGCUGUUUUAACGUCCUUGAUGGAAGUAAACUCGGGAAGUUUGACGAACUGCGACGAAACGCGUAAAGUUUUCCAGCUGAAGCAGAUCGGACCCGUGAAAUAUUUACCUGAGACGCCGAGGACAGGUUCAGACCUCCAGGUUUGUGUGUCCAGGAAUUUAACCUGCUGCACUAAAAAGAUGGAGGAGCGCUACCAGGUGGCGGCGCGACGGGACAUCCAAAACCUUCUCCAGAUAUCCAGCUCUGGUCUAAAGGUCCUGAUCUCACGAAAUGUGGCGGCGUUUCAAGAAACCGUGGAGUCUCUAGUGCGUCAGGCGGAGAAUUACACUCACACCGUCCUCCUGCACACCUACCGUGACUUGUCCCAUCACGCGGCGGGUCCUGUCGGGGAGUUCUUCACGGACGUCAGUCUCUUCGCGUUGGGGUCCGAGCUCAGCCUGGAAGAAGCCUCGCACCGCUUCUUCGAUGCUCUCUUUCCCUUGGUUUACGAGCGACUCGUGGAGCCCGGUCUCUCCCGUCUGACCCCCGCUUACGGCGAAUGCGUCCGUGUGGCCUGCCGGGACCUGGCGCCCUUCGCCGGUGCCCCCGGGCGCCUCGCCGCGCACAUCUCCCGCGCCUCCGCGCCGGGCCGGGUGUUUCUGCAGGCGCUUCAUUUGGGCGUAGAGGUCAUCAACACCACGGAUCAUAUUCAGAUCAGCCGUGAGUGCAGACGGGCGCUGCUACGGAUGAAUUACUGCCCGCACUGUCAGGGUCUGACCGGCAGCGAGCCCUGCACGGGCUACUGUCUCAAUGUGAUGAGAGGAUGUCUGGCCAGCCUGGCCGAAGUGGAUUCUCAUUGGAGGGAGUUUGUGCGCUCGCUGGAGGCUCUCGAGACUCGCACGCGCGGAGGACAGGACCUGGAGCAGGUGCUUUUGGGAGUACACGGACUGGUCGGGGACGCUGUGGCACACGCACAGAAGAACGCACCUCGACUCUCUGCACAGGUGCACAAGGUGUGUGGUGGUCCUGGCAGACAGCCGGAGAAGGUGAGCAGCGUCCAGCAUGGGACCAGCAGCCGGAACUCUAUUCCUCUUAAAGGGCCGGUACGAAACACAGACGACACGCUCAGUCACAGACGAAAGGAGUUUCUCAACAGUCUGCGUCUCUACCGGACGUUUUAUGGUGGUCUGGCGGAUCAGCUGUGUGUCAGUGAACUGGCCUCUGCAGACGGGACGUCCUGCUGGAGCGGCGCUGAUGUUGACAGAAGCUACACUCUCAGAGUCGUUGGCAACGGGAUUAAAGCUCAGGCGGAAAACCCGGAAGUGAAAGUGAAGGAGGUGGAUCCGGUGAUCAGUCAAGUCAUCGAUAAACUCAAGCACAUCAAUCAAUUGUUGCAGGGCCGGGCUAUCCCCAAAUUUGGCACUCUGGACCAGAUUGAGACGGGAAGUGGAGAUGGAUACAGUGGAGACUGUGAUGAUGAAGAUGGAUGCUGGGGCUCAGGCAGUGGACCAAAAGACAGAAGAACAGUCACUUUAUUGACGCCAGAAAAUUCCAACAAUCACAGAUACCAUGACCCACAAACAGAUGCCUCUGAUCGGCUGAAUUCUGGCACGAGUGUGGUUCAGACUCUCUCGCCGGCUCUGCUCUUGAUAUUCUCCUCCUUCGCGCUGUUGUCAGGGUAACGUGGACCGUACGGGGCUUUCCUGCUCCAAAGACUGCUUAUCCUCACGGAAACGUGCCAAAGUUUCUGCUGAACGAGAGGAUACUGACCUCAGAGGUGGACUUUUAACUGACAUGAACUGAGAAACUUUUUAACAACAAAGUGUUUUUAUUAUAAACGUAACAGGCUACUAAGAAGUUCAGCGAACAUUGUAUUCCUUUGAAUAAUGCGCUUUAUCAAAUCAACACCUUUCAGAAAUAAAUCUGUAUUAAUUUAAUUCAAACAGCGCACUUCAUAUUAGCGCAAGAUGCAAUAUAUCACUGCUUUUGAAAUCUUUGGUACUAUGUACCUAAUGACCUCUGUCUUUGUUUGUUUGUGUUUAUUUUGACAUUGUUACUGUGUCUUUUUUAUCUGGAAUUGCGUGUGACGCACCUUAACACAAUUUAUAGAGAUUCACAGUGUAUUUAUUCCAGCCUACAGAGCGAGAUAUUGAAGCGAUAUAUUGAGAAAGUAGACGUGUGACAUGACAAAACUCUUGGUUUUUGUUUAUUUUGCGCAUGUAGCCGGCCGAACCAAUGCAAUAAUAAAACAUGUUCUUCUCCCUCA